Molecule: messenger RNA, 2783 nt
Organism: Syngnathus typhle (broad-nosed pipefish)
Lineage: Eukaryota; Metazoa; Chordata; Actinopteri; Syngnathiformes; Syngnathidae
Gene: gpr63
Product: G protein-coupled receptor 63
Exons: 3
Coding region: 385-1542 (385 amino acids)
Biological process (GO): G protein-coupled receptor signaling pathway
Cellular component (GO): membrane
Molecular function (GO): G protein-coupled receptor activity
Source: RefSeq, a predicted model, not a curated record
GAAGAAGAGGAGGAGGCAACCUCUGGGUAGCAGAUCUUGAAGCUUGUGAAGAGGAUGGACGAUUGAAGUUGCGGAGGCCUUAACAAAAAAAAGGCUUUGCCACGGCUCGCGGAGAUGUCUUCUGUAAAGUCUCGGCAAAACCGCUGGGAGUGGGAAGAUGAGCUGCUGAAGAACCCCGACGCUUUGCACGUUUCUUCCUUGGCUUCGAUAUGGCAGAAUUGAUCAGGGUCGCAACAAUGAAGACAUGUUGUCAUGAGCUUGGACCACUUACCUCCAUAGUGUGUCCUCACCAGUGAUGAUGCCUGCUCCCCUUGAGGACGAGUUCACACCUCUGCUGCUCCUCCUCCUCUACUGGCAGGGGACGCCAGUCUCUGCUGCCUCAUUAUGGGCCACCUGAAGCUUUCCGCAACGCUGAGAGACAACAUCCUCAUGGCGAACAAUUCCCUUGGCUCCGAGGUGCCUCCAAAUCCUAAACCAACAGUCGUGACCCCAGAGAUCCUUAACGGCAUUAGUCUAUCCUUGCAGGUUUUCUUUUGCUUUGUUAUGGUCGGGAUUUUGCUGUUUGCUCUAUUGGGGAACAUGGUGGUGUGCCUGAUGGUCUACCAGAGAUCAUCCAUGCGCUCGGCUAUUAACCUUCUCUUAGCGAGCCUUGCGUUUGCAGAUAUGAUGCUUGCCAUUCUCAACAUGCCAUUUACGCUAGUUACCGUCAUGACUACUGACUGGAUUUUUGGGGAGGUUUUCUGUCGGAUUUCAGCCAUGUUCUUUUGGCUUUUUUUAAUGGAAGGAGUGGCUGUUCUGCUUAUAAUAAGCAUAGACCGCUUUCUCAUUAUUGUCCAGAAGCAAGAUAAGCUGAGUCCACAGAGUGCCAAAGUACUUAUACUAGUCACAUGGGGAGUUGCUUUUUUUUUCUCCUUUCCUUUAGCUAUUGGUUCCCCUCGCCUACAGAUCCCCCCAAGGGCGCCUCAGUGUGUUUUUGGCUAUAGCACUCAACCAGAAUACCAUGCUUAUGUAUUAAUUUUAAUGCUAGUCUUCUUCUUUAUACCCUUCAUGGUCAUGUUGUAUACAUUCAUGGGAAUUCUAAACACCAUCCGUCACAACACAGCUCGUAUCCACAGCCACCCGGACAGUACGUGCCUGAGCCAAGCCAGCAAACUGGGCUUGCUGAGUCUGCAGAAACCCUUUCAGAUGAACAUCGACGUGAGUUUUAAGACACGUGCCUUUGCCACCAUCCUCAUCCUCUUCUCCGCGUUUACAGUGUGCUGGGCACCGUUCACGGCCUACAGUCUCGUAUCGACGUUCAAUGAUGACUUCUACAACAAAGACAGUUUUUUUCAAGUCAGCACAUGGAUGUUAUGGUUGUGCUACUUAAAAUCAGCCCUCAAUCCUAUUAUUUACUACUGGAGAAUCAAAAAAUUCCGGGAUGCUUGUCUUGAUCUCAUACCAAAGUACUUCAAAUUUCUUCCUCAGCUGCCGGGCAACACAAAGAGGCGUAUACAACCCAGCGCUGUUUAUGUUUGCGAAGGACAUCGGACUGUGGUAUAAGAGAAUCCCACAUAAAUCAAUGUUAAUUGAGCUACAUCCACACUAAACAACACACUUUAGUCUAGCUAGCUAGCUAACGUGAACUAUCGAAUAGUUACUGCUGAUGAUUUGGCCACCUUGUGGUUGUCGAGUUUUGUUGCUAACUAUUGUCCAGUUGUGUGUGUGUGUGUAUUUUAUCCAAAAUUAACCAUAAAUGAAAAAUGAGAAUAGCUAUAUAAAUGGAAGUUCAUGUGUAAUAACUACACUUUUUUUUACAGGCACUUUACAAGUGUGAUGGUAGAUGAUGCUUGCUGCAGGAAGAUGAGACAAACUGAUUAAAGUUUGAAAAUCAGCUUACUAUGGUGCCAAAAUAGUAUGUGAAUAGUGUGGUGAACUGUAGUUAAUGAAUUGGGAUUAGAAAUUAUUAUUUUAUUUCCACACAAACGACAUAUUUGCAAAAUUUCUUGUUGAUGGCCUAUUCCACAUCGAGCAUUUAGUACUUGAACGUUCCAGUGAGUAUCCCUUCCACAAUUAACUUUUGGCUUGUUGAAUGACCACUGACAGGAAUCAUGCCAUGUUUUUUGCCUUAUUACAGUUACUGUAUGUAAUAACCUAUACCCUCAGACUGCAGUAAAAUGAAAUCCAGUAAUCCCUCGUUUAUCGCGGAUAAUUGGUUCCAAAAACCACCCGUAGCACUGGGCAGGCUAACGAGUUAGCGGAAAUAUGCGAAUUCGCGAUCAUGCUAAGAUCCGAAAAUGGACUUCUAAAUGAAUGUAAGACACGUUAGACACGUUUCCUCAGUUUAGAAGUUUUAUUUUGACUUUUUAAUGUUUUUUUAAUUUGGAAAAAAAAAAAUCUGUGAUAUAGUGAAGCCGCGAUAAAUGAAACGCGAAGUACCGAGGGAUCACUGUACUUCUAAUUGAAUUGCGUGAUGCAUUUAAUAAGUGUUGUACUUUGUUUUUGAUAUUUUAUUACGAAGGCAGGCUGUUAUUAGGUUUGAACUGGCCUUACAUUUUGAAGUUUGGUGUCAUGAAACAAAUAGCAUUGAGUUUAACUGCAUAGAACAGACUUUAUCUAAGGUGAAUAUUGCCGUUUUUAUGGCUCUCUUUGGACCUCCUACACACUUUUCUUUUUUUAACUGCCUUUAGAUGUGCCUGUUUAGUCUGAACGCUGCUCUAUCUCAUGGUGAGACUGUGCAAUUGUACUGUACAUUACUGUACUGUUGAUUGUAAUAAAGAAAUGUACAUUUCUACCUUGGUAAA